Molecule: messenger RNA, 2437 nt
Organism: Bemisia tabaci
Lineage: Eukaryota; Metazoa; Arthropoda; Insecta; Hemiptera; Aleyrodidae
Source: RefSeq, a predicted model, not a curated record
ACCCCUCUUUUUACAGGGGUACUUUUGUCGCUGGUGACAUGGCGUUCUCAGCCGUGCGCGACGGUUUCGCGCUUUUGCUUUCGGCCUUUGCGCUUUUGUCCUGGACCGGCGAGAUCAAUGCGGGGACCUCUCGCUACAGUGGGAAGUACGUCAAGCUCAUCAAUGGAGGGCAACAGCAAUGGCAGGCAGGCGAGAACUUGGAAGCUAAAGAGGCGAUCGCUUAUCAGAAUCUUCACCUGUCAAAGGCCGGCCAAGAUUUGAUCGAGUAUGACAGCAAUGCUGCAGAGGGCUUGCAGAGCCGCGGUUUCUUCAGGAAUAUCCGAUGUUUCUUCGGCCUGCUGUGCAAGAAGAAAAAGAAGAAGCAUCACAAACACAAACACAUAAACAUACACAUAAACGUAGCACAUCGGCCAGGCAUCACUCACACACUCCAACAGUCGGACAUAAACGUACAUCACCAGUCCGCAAACUUUAACCUACAACAACAGUCAGAAAUAAAUGCACAACAACAGUCCACGAACUUUAACCUACAACAUCAAUCGGACGUAAACAUACAACAUCAAUCGGACAUAAACGUACAGCAUCAGCCCGGGAGUAUUAACAUACACGAGUCGGACAUAAACGCACUACUGCAGCCCGCAAACAUUAAUAUACAACAGUCUGACAUAAACACACAACAGCAGCCCGCAAACGUUAACAUACAACAGCCGGACAUAAACAUACAGCAACAGCCCGCGAACAUUAACAUACAACAGCCGGACGUAAACAUACAACAACAGCCAGAUAUAAACAUACAACAGGAGCCCGCAAACAUCAACAUACAACAGGAGCCCGCAAACAUUAACAUACAACAACAGCCGGACAUAAGCACACAACAGCAAGCCCAAAACAUUAACUUACAACCGCCUGACAUAAACAUACAACAGCAAGUCCCAAAUCUUAACAUACAAAAACUACCGGAUAUAAACUUAGUACAUCAGCCCCCGGGUAUCGACAUGCAAAAUCAGCCGGGCAUCAUAGUACAACGGCCUCAAACCAUAUACAUACAACAGCUGCCGUCGGCAAUUCACGUAUUGCAACAGCCACUACUGUCCGGCGUACACUUGGUGCAGCAGCAGCUUUUGCAAACCGGACAACUACAGCACCAGGUGCAGCAAGUACAUCAGGUGCAUCAGGUACAACAGGUACAGCAGGGGCAACAGCCAGACGUGGAAAAGCCUCUGCCGGAGCCGUUGCAUCCGCCGCAGAUGGCGCGGCCGGAGUUGCGCUCGGGAGCCGUGUUGUCGAGGUCCGCGGCGACCCCGGAGCCGGAGGAUGAGGAGCCGGCGUCUGAAGCAGAGUUUGACUUCGACUCCAUCGAGGAGGACAGUCCGGACCCGAACGCGCCGGGCGUCGAGGACAUCCCCGCCGAAUUCGAUGCCAGGUCCAAAUGGAAACGCUGCGCCAAAGGCAUCGCCGACCCCGUCCGGAGCCCCUUCGACAACUGCCUCGCUGAUCACGUAACUUCAGUGAUAUCAGCUCUUCAGGAUAGAUGGUGCAUCCAAAACAAAACACGGCUUCAAUUUUCGGCGGCCCGUAUCCUAACUUGUAAUGAAAACGGCGGCUACUGCAAAGAUGGGUCAGCCAAGUUCACCUACAAGUAUUUCCGAGACACAGGCGUUGUGACAGGGAGGCAAGUCGAAGAUCUUGGAACAGCGAGUAAAACCGAGGACGGGUGUGUGCCUUACGGUGUGGGUUCUGCCAAAGAAGCAAACUUUACAGUGCCGGACACAAGCACCUGCAAGAGCGCGCAGUGCACAAACGCAGGAUACAAGAAAGCUUACUCGAGCGAUCUGACAUUCAUAAAGAAAUUCUACCGUGUGGAGCCGGAGCCACGCGUAGUGGAAACUGGCGGAUUUUUGGGCUACUCCGCUAACGGCAUCAAGUUGGACAUCCUUACAUACGGCCCCGUCACGGCAACCAUGCAGUUUUAUGAGGACAUCCUUUUCUACAAAAAAGGAGUUUACAAACCAAUACCGGAAGCGCAACGCAUCGGCGAAAUAACCUUGAAAAUCUUCGGUUGGGGUGUUGAAAAAGAAGUCGAAUACUGGUUAGCCACGAACAUCUGGAAGAAGGAUUUCGGUGACGGAGGCAUAAUUAAGAUCGAAGCUUUCAACCCUAAGCUGAAACUUGAAUCGGGGAUUAUUGGUGGUAGAUUUGAGGGGGUGCCUUUUACUGGAUCAAAAGAUGACCAAGGCGCUCGUAGCGUUAAUCCGAGCAGCGGAAACAAAGAUUGCUGCUAGAACGCUUUUGCUCAAAAGUCACAUUCACAUUUCACGAAAGCCUCGAUAACUCGACAUUGCAAAGCGAGCCACCUAAUAAGUGGCACUUUAAAAUUUGUGUAAAAUUCCUGAAUUCAUUAAUGUCGUAGAAUAAUGCCAAAUCAAUUAUUUUGUUA